AUGGAACUGUUUCUUUCAGUGGAGAGGAUCAUGAAGGAAAAGGGAGAUGGUGCUUUCCGGAAUCUCUGUGCGGAAUUCAAAAUCCCCAUGUUCACUCCUGCAGAAAAGGCCUUCCUUGGGGAAUAUGUCACAGCUAUGGCCCCUGUUGCCAAAGCGAUUAAUAUCUUACAGGGAGAAACCAAUGUGCACAUGGGCUGGCUUGUACCAACACUCAACAUCAUGGUUUCCAAACUAAAACGAGCCAAGAUAUCCAUGAAACUCUGCAAGAGCCUGGUAGAUACAAUCCUUGCAGGUGUGAACAAGCGCUUCGGGGACAUGCUCAAUGAUCCUGAGCUGAUUGCGGCUGCAAUCCUGCUUCCAAAGUUUAAAACUUAUUGGACGCCUGAUGCUGCCAUCCUCAAACUCGGUCUUGACUUCAUAAAGGGAAAUAUGGAGGAGAACUCUCAGCUUACAAGUGAUGCCACUUCAUCAGAGGAAGAGGAUUUCUUCAAGCCAUUGAAGUCAUCCCAGGCACAACAAGGCCCAGCAGUGCUUGAUGGCUAUCUGACAUGUGCUGGUGACGACAUGGGUGUCCUGAAAACGUUCCCACCUCUAUUGAAGUUGUCAUUAAGGCUCAACACUCCCCUACCUGCAUCUGCUGCUUGCAAGCAACUUUUUAGCACUGCUGGCCUCAUUUUCAGUCCAAAAAGAGCUAGAAUAAGUUCCAAGAACGUUGAGAACCAGCUUUUGUUGAAGUUGAAUAAAAAUAUUGCCCCCCUCUGA
Messenger RNA from Sinocyclocheilus grahami, 762 nucleotides. RefSeq lists its product as uncharacterized. The record is from RefSeq and is a predicted model, not a curated record. NCBI's taxonomy places the organism in Eukaryota, Metazoa, Chordata, Actinopteri, Cypriniformes, Cyprinidae. The coding region runs from base 1 to 762 and encodes 253 amino acids. The transcript is spliced from 3 exons.